Molecule: messenger RNA, 399 nt
Organism: Vicia faba (fava bean)
Lineage: Eukaryota; Viridiplantae; Streptophyta; Magnoliopsida; Fabales; Fabaceae
Source: the annotation of a GenBank genome assembly
AUGAAACCUCUUUAUCUCGCUUUCCCAAUCUGCUCAAUUUCCCCUCACUUCUCUCUCCCACUUUUCUCUUGGAAAAAAAAUGAAAUCCUCUCUUCAAUUUGUCAUGGAAACCGAGCAAACAACAUAUCGAAUUUGAGAUCUCGUAGUGAUGCUCUGUGUGAUUUUGCAUUAUGUGGCUGGAAUUUCGGUGGAGGUACGGUGGUGGUUGUGCGGCUUCGGGAAGCAUUACCGACGACAGAGAAAGGAAUCACAGUCGUCGUGGUGUUGGUCGGUUCCGACAAUGGUGGGUCGCGAACUAGCAGUAGUUUGCGUUUGAGGGAGAGGGGCCGAUGUGUUGGCUUCGAAGCUCAUUCCUUCUUCUUUUCCUCUACUGUACGAGUCAAAGCAUCUGACAAAUAG